This is a messenger RNA of Paraphaeosphaeria sporulosa, 1445 nucleotides long. Its product is annotated as alpha/beta-hydrolase. The record is from RefSeq and is a predicted model, not a curated record. Gene Ontology annotation, molecular function: hydrolase activity. Lineage: Eukaryota; Fungi; Ascomycota; Dothideomycetes; Pleosporales; Didymosphaeriaceae. The transcript has 7 exons. The coding region runs from base 136 to 1158 and encodes 340 amino acids.
UCACCAGUUCAGCAUACAACGCUACAACCUAUCCACUCCCACCUCACCAAGCUGUGCAUCUCCGUGCAGUUGUCUCCCAGCAUUUGCCUUCCCUAGCGAGCGGAAUCGUAAACGAGGUCCACCUCGGCUAGUGUCAUGACUUUGCAACCAAUAAACCCAGUCUCGGACAGCAGGGUAGAGCACCGCAACAGCUCUCUGAAUGGCCACAAUUACCACUACCUAUAUGGCGAGCCCGCGGGCGGUCAAUACAAAGCUACCGUGUUCUUGAUUCAUGGUUGGCCCGAUUGUGGCUCAGCAGGAUGGCGCUACCAGAUACCGCUUCUGCUCGACAUGGGUUUCAGGGUUGUAGUCCCAGACAUGAUGGGAUAUGGAGGCACGGAUGCUCCAGAAGUUCCACCGAACGACAUCUCUUUGUAUUCCUACAAACGAGCUGCAGAUGAUAUUGCGGAGCUUGCCAAAGUGAUCGGCGCACAGCAGAUCAUCUUGGGAGGCCAUGAUUGGGGAGGCAUGAUUGUGUACCGCACUGCGCAAUGGCACCCUAAACUCAUAACUCAUGUCUUUGUGGUCUGUACGCCAUAUACGCCGCCCUCCGAGGAGUACAUGUCGAAUGAAGACCUCGUCAGCAAAUUUUUGCCGCAAUUUGGCUACCAGAUCCACCUCGCUUCUGGUGAGGUGGAGCAACACGUCAAUGAUGAGCAAUCAGUAAGGCAGUUUCUCAGAGCCAUCUAUGGAGGACGUACGCCCAGUGGCGAAACUGCGUUUGAUCCAACCAAAGGAAUUCUGUUCGAAAAGCUUCCCCACAUUGGAGAAAGCAAGAUCCUUAACGGCAAGAUCCUCGACCACUACGUGCGAGAGUACAGUCGCCACGGUAUCCACGGCCCUGUGAACUGGUAUCGCACGCGCAAAGUCAACUGGGAGCAUGACCAGGCCCUCCUUGACAAGAAGAAGAUUGAGCAACCACUGCUCUUUAUUCAGGCUACCAACGACAACGUCCUUCGGCCAGAGAUGUCGAAAGGCAUGGAAAAGUUCAUUCCCAACCUGACCCGAGGCGAAGUGGAAGCGUCGCACUGGGCACUUACUCAGACACCAGAAAAGGUAAACGCAAUCAUUGCAAGCUGGAUCGGCAAGCAAAGCUUAGGAAGCCGGAGCUCUUUGUAAGCUCUGACAGCGAGCUUAUCGUAUCGAGGACGGGAACGGCGGGAUGGUAGUGGGGCUCCAUCUAGUGCGACAGGGUCUCCUUACAUGUGGUGUGUACGAGGUGCGUGCGUGCCCGCGUUCUCGGUCACUCCAGCGGGAAGUAUCUCUACUUCCUAGGGCCGUUAUACAAGUGCGAUAUCGGCCAGCACGUUAGCGGAGGUAGACAGCGCACGACUCAGCGCAAACGCUGGUGAGGCAGCAUCGUUGUCGUGCACUUCCCUCAGCAAUUUCAAAUCAUUUACCCGCUU